Molecule: messenger RNA, 2670 nt
Organism: Dreissena polymorpha
Lineage: Eukaryota; Metazoa; Mollusca; Bivalvia; Myida; Dreissenidae
Product: polycystic kidney disease 2-like 1 protein
Exons: 15
Coding region: 1-2568 (855 amino acids)
Biological process (GO): detection of mechanical stimulus
Cellular component (GO): membrane
Molecular function (GO): calcium channel activity; calcium ion binding
Source: RefSeq, a predicted model, not a curated record
AUGUCCAAACGACCCAUUAGCGCACAAUCUAAGACGGCAUGGGGAGACUACGGCGGAGGAUCGAACCCCGGCUCCCAGUUCGACUUUAAUAAGGACAAAAUCCGGGACGAUCCCGAUCUGAUCACGCCGGACGAUGAGCUCGUUAGCCCAGAGAAGCAGCGGCCGCUCAGCGCCAAUGCCUCUCCUGCCAAAGAGGAACCGACGACGAUCCUUGGGAAAAUCGCUCGAGGAAUCCGAUCCAUCUGGAUGACGAAAGACACGGAGAACGUAGCGGAGGACAAGGAACUGCACGUGAAAACAACGCUGCGCGAGCUCAUCGUGUACUGCGUCUUCCUCGCAAUACUCACAACCGUGGCGUUCGGGAUGACUGGGCCUGAUAUGUUCUACUACUCGAAGGUGGUCAGUGACGUGUUCCUAGACUCUGCGGGCGACGGCGACGGCACUUUUCGAGACAUAACAAGCGUCGACGACUUCUGGACGUACGCCCAAGGUCCCCUCCUUCAAGGUGCCUACUGGGAGACAUGGUACAACGGCCAGCCGGUCCCGGAGGAGCAGUUGGGCUACGUUUACUACGAGAGCAAGCUGCUCGGAGUACCGCGCAUGCGCCAGCUGCAGGUGCACAGCAACUCUUGCGUCGUGCACGACGAUUUUAAGGACGUAAUCAGGGAGUGUUACGACAAGUACGCUGACUCGAUCGAGAACAAGCGGCCGUUUGGCGUCCAGGAUAACAUGACGGCGUGGUACUACCGAUCAGAAGACGAGCUGGAAGGCUCGAGCCACUGGGGCCUCCUUGCCACCUACAGCGGGGCCGGGUACGUGCAGAACCUCGGUACGAACCUCACCCAGGCCACCGACACCAUUCAGUACCUGUAUGACAACCUGUGGGUGCAGCGUGCCACACGCAUUGUCCUCAUUGACUUCACGCUCUACAACGCCAACAUCAACCUGUUCUGCGUCGUCAGACUGACGGUGGAGUUUCCGCCGACUGGCGGGGCCAUACCACACUACUCACUGCGCACCGUGAAACUCCUACGCUACGUAUCGGUGAUGGACUACUUUGUGAUGGCAUGCGAGUUCAUAAUGGUCGUCUUCAUCCUCUACUACUCCAUUGAGGAGGCCAUCGAGAUCCGAAAGCACAGAUGCGAGUAUUUCAAGAGCGUCUGGAACAUCCUGGACCUCCUGGUGAUCCUGAUCACGGUCAUCUGCGUGGCGUUCAACGUGUACCGGACCAUCGCCGUAGACAGCCUCCUAAAGGAGCUGCUCGCCAAGCCCGAGGAAUACGCCAACUUUGAAUUCCUCGCGUACGGACAGACGCAGUUCGACAACGCCAUCGCCAUUGACGUCUUCCUGGCGUGGAUCAAGAUCUUCAAGUACAUCAGCUUCAACAAAACGAUGACACAGCUCUCAUCCACUCUGGGCUCUUGUGCCAAGGAUCUGGCGGGCUUCGCGGUGAUGUUCUUCAUCAUCUUCAUUGCGUUCUGCCAGCUCGGCUACCUACUGUUCGGCGCGCAGAUCAAGGAAUUCUCAAACUUCAUGACUGCAUUCUUCACGCUUUUUCGUAUCAUACUGGGCGACUUUGACUUCAACGCCCUGGAGCAAGCCAACCGCGUGCUCGGACCGAUGUUCUUCAUCCUAUAUGUGUUCUUCGUGUUCUUCGUUCUCAUUAACAUGUUCCUGGCCAUCAUCAACGACACCUACUCCGAGGUGAAGGGAGAUCUCGAGAACCAACCGAACGAGCUGGAGAUGGGAGACUACUUCAAGAAGAGCUACGAGAAAAUGCUGACCAAGCUGAACCUGAAGCAAGAAAAGAUCGCGGACAUCCAAACGGCCCUCAACAAUGCCGACCUGAACAACGACAAGAAGGUCGACUUUGGCGAGUGGAGACAGGACCUCAAAAUGCGAGGCUACGCGGACGGCGAGAUUGAGGCCCUGUUCGCCAAGUACGACGGAGACGGAGACCGGGUACUUAACGAGACGGAAAUAGGCAACAUGAAUUUGGACCUCAACGACCAGAAGGCGGCUCUUUCGAAGGAGUACAAUGAUCUGCAGCGUCCGGAAAGCGGUCGGCGCUCCACGAGCAGGGUGAGCUUCAACGACGACAGCGAGGGCGAGGGCGAGGAACAGGACGAACUCUCAAAGUCUGCGAGAUCUACGCGGUCAGGCGUGGUUUCCGGUGUAUCGUAUGAGGAGUUCACUGUGCUGUCCCGGCGCGUGGACCGGAUGGAGCAUGCGAUUGGCAGCAUCGUCUCCAAGAUAGACGCCGUGCUGCUAAAAUUCGAGACAUUCGAGAAAUCGAAAACAAAGCAAACAAAAACCACGCCUAAGGUACUCGACAAAACAUCAGAGUCAGAGAAAAACACUGGAACACCCCACUCAGAUAUGGUGGAGGACUUAGUGCGACAGAGGCUCGAGAAAUGGGACAGCGGAGAAUCGUCGGUGUCGGUGAUUAGCUUGUCGGCACAGCAGCCCGUGAGUCGAAGCGUCUCCCCGCUCCCAAAACGUGCAGCCGACAGCAGGCCCUCGUCGGCUAGGUCCGUCAGAAACACGACCUUCAUAGACGAAAUAUAGAAGAACACGUUUCAGAACAGCGAAUAAACACGCAUAUUUGUGGUUUAUUAUCUUUUUUCAGUAAUAGCUGAUUGGUAUUUAUUCACAUAGAUUCGUACUACA